Molecule: messenger RNA, 2108 nt
Organism: Rattus norvegicus (Norway rat)
Lineage: Eukaryota; Metazoa; Chordata; Mammalia; Rodentia; Muridae
Gene: Igtp
Product: interferon gamma induced GTPase
Exons: 3
Coding region: 368-1693 (441 amino acids)
Cellular component (GO): membrane
Molecular function (GO): GTP binding
Source: RefSeq, marked provisional
CUGCAUCAGGGCCAAGAUAGAGCAGGGUCUGAGAGGUAACCCAGGAGCUCAGGCUGGCCUUCGGAAGCUCCAGGCUCUUCUAGUCGCUCUUCCCCACAGGACCCUGCCCCUUCAAACUUCUGUUUUCUUCCUCCUGGCUGUCCUGGGCCCGGAUUGCAGUUUUGUAAGGCUUCUGAACAGGUUCUGAAGAAGAGUAAAGAUCACAAGGCCUGUAACAGACCCACGGGUUCAGGUCCACGGGUAUAGACCUUCAUACUCCAUUAAGUCGAAGGGAGAAGGAAGAACCAGAGGAACACCAGCUCAGCCAUUUGAGUUAAGACUACAGAGUGUUCACACAGACAGCAGAGAGCUGUGUAGAGAGCGUCCCAUGGAUUUAGUCAUGAAGUUGCCACAAAUGAUACGGAAGGUUUUUACCCCUUUCAUAAACAUGGCGAAACCUCUCAAGCCGCCAUUGUUUAAAUCCAUCACUGCUGGUGAGUCAUCCUAUAGCAGCCAGAACUCUUCUUCUCCAGAAGUCAUUGAGAAGGUCGGUAAGGCUGUGGCAGAGGGGGAUUUACAGAAAGUGAUAUACACAGUCAAAGAGGAAAUGCAGAGUAAGUCUAGAUACACGGUAAAAAUCGCCGUGACUGGGGACUCUGGCAAUGGCAUGUCAUCUUUCGUCAACGCCCUUAGGCUCAUUGGACAUGAGGAGGAGGAUUCAGCUCCCACUGGGGUGGUGAGGACCACCCAGAAACCAGCCUGUUACUCCUCUUUCCACUUUCCCUAUGUGGAGCUGUGGGACCUGCCUGGCACCGGGGUCACAGCCCAGAGCAUGGAGAGCUACCUGGAUGAGAUGCAGUUCAGCGCAUAUGACCUUAUCAUCAUCAUUGCUUCUGAGCAGUUCAGCUCGAAUCAUGUGAAGCUGGCCGAAGCCAUGCAGAGGAUGAGAAAGAGGUUCUAUGUCGUCUGGACCAAGCUGGACAGGGACAUCAGCACAAGUACCUUCCCUGAACCCCAGCUCCUGCAGAGUAUCCAAAAGAAUAUCAGGGAGAAUCUCCAGAAGGCUCAGGUGAGGGACCCCCCCAUAUUUCUGGUCUCCUGCUUUAGUCCAUCUUUUCACGACUUCCUAGACCUUAGAGAGACACUGCGAAAAGACAUCCACAACAUCAGGUACAGAGAUCCCUUAGAGACCCUUUCUCAAGUCUGCGACAAGUGCAUCAACAAUAAGGCGCUCUCUCUGAAGGAGGACCUGAUGUUCACGAAACACCUGGAGGCAGCUGUCAGCCCCCCGUAUGAUAUUGCUGACCUGGAGAGGAGUCUGGACACCUACCAGAAGCUCUUUGGUGUGGAUAAUGAGUCACUUAGGAGGGUAGCUCAGAGUACAGGGAGACCAGAGAUGAGCACCAGGGCCUUGCAGUUCCAGGACUUGAUCAAGAUGGACAGGAGACUGAGGUUGAUGAUGUGUUUUGUCGUGAACAUACUCCUCAGGGUUCUUGGAAGUCCAUGGUGGUUCGGCUUGUGGGAUGUCGUUACCCGAUACUUCAGACACCAGAGACAGAAGCGCAUCAUUGAAAUAGUUGCUAAGAACACCAAGACCUCCUUGAGGAGAGCUCUAGAGGACUAUACACUUCCUCCUGAAAUCCUUUGUGAAGGGUCUGGCGUACCCUCAAGUGGAAUCCAGGCUGCCUCAGGGUCUUUUUGCAUAGAGCCCUAGCUAUUCGCCAGAAAACAAGAACUGCAGCAACACCUUGUAACAAUGCUUAAUAAAUUUAGAGGACUUCAGGAAACCGCUCUCCUUCCUGUCUUCAAUUCUAAUACCCUGUUCCUUCAAAGUGUCAAGUACUUGCCGAGACAAUCAGCCAAGCCUUGUUAGCUCGGUACUUAGAUUCUUAUGCUUUCAGUCUUCUUGGUAACGCAUGUUUAAAUCAAAUCUUUUCCCUCGGGCUGGAGAGAUGGCUUAGUAGUUAAGAGUAAUGGCUCCUCUUCCAGGGGUCCUGAGUUCAAUUCCCAGCAACCACGUGGUGGCUCACAACCAUCUGUAAUGGGAUCUGAUGCCCUCUUCUGAUCUAUCUGAAGACACAGUGUGUUCAUAUAUAAAAAUAAAUAAAUAAAUGAAUCUUUAAAAAAAA